AUGAUUAUUGGCCGUGUUCGCUGGCCUCUGCUGGCACAUGGUGGUCUGCUGGCACGUGGUGGUCUGCUGGCACGUGGUGGUCUGCUGGCACGUGGUGGUCUGCUGGCACGUGGUGGUCUGCUGGCACAUGGUGGUCUGCUGGCACAUGGUGGUCUGCUGGCACGUGGUGGUCUGCUGGCACGUAGUGGUCUGCUGCUAUCUGAUCUAUUGAAGCUAACGAAUUGCGCUGAGAAACGUAUAGUUCUGUGCAGUUUAUAUCUCGGAAAUGGAUCUCUCGAGAAAAAUUUGGUUACUAUUGGUUUAUUACUAUUAGUUGACGAAGUGGAGAAGGCUUUGGAUAACCAUCCUGCUCUUCGUGUCGAUAUUUUACUGGACUAUUUAAGAGGAACUCGUGGUGGAUUGAAGAAUAGCUCAAUCUCCUUGUUGAAGAAAUUGUAUUUUAUUCAGGAAUUUGGUGGUUUUUGUGAAUUUUUUAAUAGUUUAGGUAUUGGUUUUUGUAAUUACCUUUUUGGUGGUGGUGCUGAUGGUUAUACUGAGGAUGUUUGGUGUAAUGUUGUUUUUAGGGGUAGAUUGUCUAUGGUUGGUCUUUUAGUUUCUUUUUUAGUUUGGUUGAUACGUGUUCGUGUUCAUUGGAAUUAUGUUAGUUCUAGUUUAGAGGUGGUUGUUUGGUUUGAAAGGACUAAUCAUAAGGAUAUUGGUUCUAUAUAUUUGAUUUUUGGUUUUUGGUCUGGUAUAGUUGGUGCUGGUUUGUCUAUUUUGAUUCGUGCUGAGUUGUGUAAACCUGGUUUUUUUUUUGGUAGGGGUCAGUUAUAUAAUGCUGUUAUUACUUCUCAUGCUAUUAUGAUAAUUUUUUUUAUGGUAAUGCCUAGUUUGAUUGGAGGUUUUGGUAAUUGGAUGGUACCUUUAAUGUUGGGGGCUCCUGAUAUGAGUUUUCCUCGUUUGAAUAAUGGUUUCUCUUUCUUUAGAACAUUUGUCUUUGUUUGUUUGAACUGUGUUUGUUACUGUUUUUCUUUUGAUUUUGACUUUAUCUGUUUUGGCUGGGGCUAUUAUUAUGUUGUAAUAUGUUGUAAUGUUGUAUUGAUGGAUCGUAGAUUUAAUACUUCCUUUUUUGAUUCCAGUAGUGGUGGUAAUCCUUUAACUUACCAGUAUUUGUUUUGGUUUUUUGGUCAUCCUGAGGUUUAUAUUUUGAUCUUGCCUGCUUUUGGUAUUGUAAGUCAGAGUACUCAUCAUAUGUAUACUGUUGGUAUGGAUUUGGAUUCUCGUGCUUAUUUUUCUGCUGCUACUAUGGUUAUUGCUGUUCCUACUGGUGUUAAGGUUUUUAGUGGUUUUACUGGUGUUAUUUUGUCUAAUUCUAGUUUGGACGUUGUUUUACAUGAUACUUAUUAUGUUGUUAGUCAUUUUCAUUAUGUUUUAAGGAUAGGGGCUGUUUUUGGUAUUUUUUGUGGUAUUAGUCUUUGGUGGACUUUUUUAACUGGUUAUGUUUAUGGUAAUAAGAUUUUUAUGAGUGUGGUAUUUUUUGUAAUUUUUGUGGGUGCUAAUUUGACUUUUUUUCCUUUGCAUUUUGCUGGUUUACAUGGUUUUCCUCGUAAGCUUACACCUCGAGCAUCAGUUCAUCUUUUUCAUACGCCAUAUUUGCGAGGUUUGCUUAAAAAGUAUCUGCCGGAACGAUCAAAUGAAAUUAUUGGUCUUCAACAUAUGAAGCUUUAUAUAUUUGAUAAUAAUAUUAUUAUUAGCGGAGCUAAUCUAUCUGAAUCUUAUUUCACAAAUCGACAGGACCGUUAUAUUUUAGUGGAAGACUGUGAUUCAUUAGCUGAUUUUUUUGAUAGGCUCGUUGGCGCCAUCAGUUCUUGUUCUUUCGCAGUGAAGUCAGAUGGAUCAAUCCAUUACGAUAGCGACUCUGUGGAACAUCCUUAUAACGGCAAAAUUGAUGAAUAUAUAGGAAGUGUGUGCAAAAAAAUUGGUUCACUCAUAAACGAUUUUUCUCAUAGCAAGCCAUCAGUUUCUCAUGCAAAAUUUGAUACUUUUCUUUAUCCGAUUAUACAAAUGGGAAUUUUUUCUAUCAAUCAAGAAUAUCAAUUUUUGGAAAAAUUAUUUUCAUGUCAGGAUGAAUCUUUUCAAUUAACAAUGUCAUCUGGUUAUUUUAAUUUAAUUGAUAAGUAUGAAUAUCUCAUUUCAAGAAGGGGGCGAUUUAAUAUGGAUAUUAUUUUCGCAUCUCCUCAGGCUAAUGGUUUCUAUCAGGGGCAAGGGAUAUCAGGUUAUAUUCCAGCGCUUUAUGUCGAUAUUUCGCGUAAUUUUUUGGGAAAAUGUCCUUCCCGUGUAGUACUUCAUGAAUAUUCGCGAUCGGGAUGGUCUUAUCAUGCAAAAGGUUUAUGGAUUAAUUCCUCAACAUUUUUUUCCACAUUAGUUGGAUCAUCUAAUUAUGGAUACCGUUCCGUUCAUCGCGAUUUAGAAGCUCAGUUAUUAAUUGUAACUAACAAUAAUGAUUUGAAGAAACGCCUAAUAAAGGAGCGCAAUCAAUAUAUGGAAUAUUCAAUACGAGUUGAACCAUCAAUUUUCUUGCGUGCUGACCAUAACGUUCCUCUCUGGAUGGUGUUGGUGCAAGGCUUAUUGCUUGGCCGAGUUUUGUUGAAUGUAAUGAAUCGGCAAGAGGGUAGAAAUGUGGUGAUUACUUCUUCUAUACCAUCUUUAUCAAGAGUAUCACAAAAGCGACAAAAGGCCAGAAGACUAGUUCGAAAUGUUCGGAAUGUGCAAUCGAAUCCAUAUGAACAAGAAGAAUUCUUGAAUAGAAUUGGUGGUACUUCUAUACGGAAUUUGAGCGAAAAAAAUGUCCAUUCGCUUCAACAUUUGGUAAAUGAUGAAGAGACGUGGCAUCCUGUUUAUCGAUUCUCUGGUAUAAGAUUCGGUGCCCUUCUCGCUAGAACCAAACUAAUCCAGACUUUGGGUAGCAUAUGUUUAAUGCCAUAUAUAUUUUGGCAAUAUAAUAAUGAAGCUAUAUCUUUGGAAAGUUUUUUGGGUGUAUCAGUAUUAGCAUUCUCUGCAACAGUUUUGCUUAUCUUAUAUAGCCAAUACUUUAAUCGACUUAUUGGCGUGAUUUCUAUGACUGAAUCCAAUAAAUUCAUUCGUAUUGGUUAUUUGUCUUUUUGGGGAUCUCGACGUAAUAAAAUUAUGGAACUCGAUGAUAUUAUGCCGAUUCGUGAAGCGAAUUUGAAUUGUGAAGAUGCUGUGCUGAAAUUGCGUCAAUAUUCAUCGCAUUUUUACCUAUUUUUACCAAGGCUUCGAGUAGAAAUAGUUGAUGUGGAGCGUGCAAAGUUGUUAUUUGGUGAUGUUUCUAUGUUUAAUGAGAUAAAAAAGAGUAAAUAA
Dracunculus medinensis (Guinea worm) is the source of this 3360-nucleotide messenger RNA. The record is from the annotation of a GenBank genome assembly. NCBI's taxonomy places the organism in Eukaryota, Metazoa, Nematoda, Chromadorea, Rhabditida, Dracunculidae.